This is a messenger RNA of Schizosaccharomyces osmophilus, 1899 nucleotides long. It is a transcript of the gene etp1, whose product is annotated as mitochondrial [2Fe-2S] cluster assembly ferredoxin Etp1/ cytochrome oxidase cofactor Cox15. Gene Ontology annotation, molecular function: oxidoreductase activity, acting on NAD(P)H, heme protein as acceptor; 2 iron, 2 sulfur cluster binding. Gene Ontology annotation, cellular component: mitochondrial inner membrane. Gene Ontology annotation, biological process: P450-containing electron transport chain; heme A biosynthetic process. The transcript has a single exon. NCBI's taxonomy places the organism in Eukaryota, Fungi, Ascomycota, Schizosaccharomycetes, Schizosaccharomycetales, Schizosaccharomycetaceae. The record is from RefSeq and is a predicted model, not a curated record. The coding region runs from base 1 to 1899 and encodes 632 amino acids.
AUGAAUCCUUUGUGGUUUUCGAGGCCGCCUAUAAGCCGAAACGCACUUCAAUUGGCAGGAAAAGGGCUUUCUACUAGAGCGUUCUGUCGCUCAUCCUUUUUACCGCAAAAGUCAAUAUUGGCUCGUGCGUGCUUGGGCAAGACAUUGUCAAACAAAUUAAAUGUCCCUUUUAAACUUAGCUCUCUUAAAUCGUUUAAUUAUGGUACCUUAAACAACAGCCGGCUCGUUGCUACGGACGCGCACUUUGAAACGAAUAAGAAAUUCAUUGAGGCCGAUAAUAUUCCUAGUAAAAAAGUCGCUUUUUGGCUUCUUGGAUCUUCAGCAUUAGUACUUGCCAUCGUUAUUGUUGGUGGCAUUACUCGUCUUACGGAGUCAGGAUUAAGUAUUACUGAAUGGAAGCCAGUAAGUGGAGUUAUCCCUCCUUUAACUUCUGAACAAUGGAAUCAAGAGUUUGAGUUAUACAAACAGUCACCGGAAUUUCAGAAGCUGAAUAGCCGAAUGACAGUGGAUGAGUUCAAGCAUAUCUUCUUUUGGGAAUGGUUCCAUAGAGUGUUAGGACGAGGUAUUGGAUUGGUGAUAGCAGUCCCUUCUUUCUACAUGUUGGCUAAAGGAAAAUAUUCACCGUGGUUAAAAAGACGACUCCUUGGAUUGACCGGUUUGGUUGCUUUACAAGGAGUCAUUGGUUGGUGGAUGGUAAAGAGUGGAUUAAGCAAACAAAUGUUUGAAGAUGGCUCUCAUCCACGUGUUAGUCAUUAUCGCUUGGCUACUCACCUGGCUGCUGCAGUAGCUCUCUACAUUGGAUUAAUCUGGACAGGCCAUGGCAUUCUUCAGCGUCAUGCCUUUUUGAAGUCUUUCAAAAAUGGAACAUCUUCAUCAAUCAAUAGUAUGGUUUCUUCUGUAAAAUCCAUGAAGGGCUUAAGAUUGGGUGCUUCCUCACUUGUUGGUCUUACUCUCACUACUUUAUUAUCUGGAGCUCUUGUAGCUGGUUUAGAUGCUGGUAUGAUUUAUUGUACUUUUCCCACUAUGGGUGAAGGUCGUUUGGCACCAGCCAAGGAAGAACUUUUGGAUGUACGCUAUUCUCGUAAGGAAGAUCACUCGGAUUUGUACUGGCGUAAUAUGUUAGAUAAUCCUAGCCUGGUCCAAUUGCAGCAUCGUGCAUUAGCUGUUACUACGUUCUUUACCGCUUGUGGUAUCUUUUUGUACGUUCGCAUGAAGAAGCGGACUUUACCAAAGAAGAUUAGCACCAGUGUUUCAAUUGCUACUGGUGCGCUGACAGCUCAGGCAGGCUUGGGAAUCCUGACUCUUAUCCAUGUUGUUCCAGUUCCUUUGGCUGUUUUGCAUCAAGCUGGUAGUCUCGUUGCUUUGACCGCUGCUUUGUCAUUGCUUCAGCGUUUAUACCCAGAAUUUGCUCUUCGUAAUGUCCGCAGCUGGGUAAAUCCAGUUCCUUCAAUGCCCUCUACUACGAAACCAGUAACAAAUGCUUUGAAUCAAAAAAGAACAUUCCACUCUUUUUCUAUGCUGCGCCACUCAGCUACUCAAAAGCCUGCACCUGGUACGGGCAUUAAAGUUUAUUUUGUGACACCAGAAGGGCGUGAAGUUCUUAUAGAAGGCAAUGAAGGUGAUAGCAUUUUGGACUUGGCACACGGAAACAACAUUGAUUUGGAGGGUGCUUGUGAAGGAUCCGUUGCAUGUUCCACUUGUCAUGUCGUUGUUGACCCUGAACAUUAUGAGCUUUUAGAAGCUCCAGAAGAAGACGAAGAAGAUAUGCUGGAUCUUGCAUUCGGCCUGGAAGAAACCAGUCGACUUGGAUGCCAAGUCAUUUUACGUAAAGAUUUGGAUGGUAUACGAGUCCGCAUUCCAUCUCAAACUAGGAACAUUCGACUUGAAAGAACGAAAUAA